Messenger RNA from Odocoileus virginianus texanus, 8359 nucleotides. RefSeq names its product SET domain containing 1B, histone lysine methyltransferase (gene SETD1B). Gene Ontology annotation, molecular function: histone H3K4 methyltransferase activity; protein binding; RNA binding. Lineage: Eukaryota; Metazoa; Chordata; Mammalia; Artiodactyla; Cervidae. Gene Ontology annotation, cellular component: Set1C/COMPASS complex. The record is from RefSeq and is a predicted model, not a curated record.
GCCCCUCGCAGCCGCUCCGAGAUGGUGGCCAAGCGGGCGGGCGCCUAAUUCUCCGGAAGGGUUAUUCUCUCGCUCCAUUCUUAUUUUUGGGGGGAGCCAGCUCCUUUUGGGGCCCGCUGGUUGGGUUAACGGCAUGGAGAACAGUCACCCCCCCCACCACCACCACCAGCAGCCCCCGCCGCAGCCCGGCCCUUCGGGCGAGAGGAGGAACCACCAUUGGAGAAGUUACAAGUUGAUGAUUGACCCAGCUUUGAAAAAGGGGCAUCAUAAACUGUACCGCUACGAUGGGCAGCAUUUCAGCCUUGCGAUGUCCAGCAAUCGCCCGGUGGAAAUCGUGGAAGAUCCCCGGGUGGUCGGCAUCUGGACUAAAAACAAGGAGCUGGAGCUGUCGGUCCCCAAAUUCAAGAUCGAUGAGUUCUAUGUGGGUCCGGUGCCUCCGAAGCAGGUGACAUUUGCCAAGCUGAAUGAUAACAUCCGUGAAAACUUCCUGAGGGACAUGUGCAAGAAGUAUGGGGAGGUGGAGGAGGUGGAGAUUUUGUACAACCCCAAGACCAAGAAGCACUUGGGCAUUGCCAAAGUGGUCUUUGCCACGGUCAGGGGAGCCAAGGAGGCCGUUCAGCACUUGCAUAGCACUUCGGUCAUGGGUAAUAUCAUCCACGUGGAGCUGGACACCAAAGGGGAAACCCGUAUGCGGUUCUACGAGCUGUUGGUCACGGGCCGAUACACACCCCAAACCCUGCCAGUGGGUGAGCUGGACGCUGUCUCUCCAAUCGUGAAUGAGACCCUGCAGCUGUCAGAUGCCCUGAAGCGCCUCAAAGACGGUGGCCUGUCUGCAGGCUGUGGCUCCGGCUCAUCCUCUGUCACUCCCAAUAGUGGUGGGACACCCUUCUCCCAGGACACAGCUUAUUCCAGCUGCCGCUUGGACACACCCAACUCCUACGGCCAGGGCACGCCGCUCACGCCACGCCUGGGCACCCCCUUUUCGCAGGACUCGAGCUACUCCAGCCGCCAGCCCACGCCCUCCUACCUCUUCAGCCAGGACCCCACAACGACCUUCAAGGCUCGGCGCCAUGAGAGCAAGUUCACAGAUGCCUACAACUGCCGCCACGAGCACCAUUAUGUCCACAACUCGUCUGCAGUCACUGCGGUGGCGGGGGCCGCAGCCGCCUUCCGGGGCUCAGUGGACCACCCAUUCGGGGCGGUUGGCGGCAGUGGGGGCAGCAGCGGGCCCCCAUUCAAGGCCCAACCACAGGAUUCAGCCACGUUUGCCCACACUCCACCGCCCACCCAAGCAACCCCUGCGCCCGGAGUUGCCUUCAAGUCGGCUUUCUCUCCAUAUCAGACUCCUGUGCCCCCUUUCCCCCCGCCCCCCGAGGAGCCCACCACCACAGCCCCCUUUGGGGCCCGUGACAGCGGUGAGUUCCGAAGAGCACCUGCGCCUCCACCCCUCCCACCCGCCGAGCCCCUGACAAAGGAGAAGCCUGGCACACCACCGGGACCCCCGCCCCCUGAGGCCAACAGCAUAGAGCUAGGUGGUCGGCCAACCUUCGGCUGGAGUCCCGAGCCCUGUGACAGCCCUGGCACGCCUACGCUGGAGUCGUCGCCUGCAGGGCCGGAGAAGCCCCAUGACAGCCUGGACUCACGGAUCGAGAUGCUGCUGAAGGAGCAGCGCACCAAGCUGCCCUUCCUUCGGGAGCAGGACUCAGACACAGAGCUGCAGAUGGAGGGCAGCCCCAUCUCCUCCUCCUCCUCCCAGCUUUCCCCACUGGCCCCAUUUGGCACUAACUCGCAGCCAGGCUUUCGAGGCCCUACACCACCCUCCUCGCGCCCCUCCAGCACUGGCCUGGAGGAUAUCAGCCCCACGCCACUGCCUGACUCAGAUGAGGAUGGUGAGCUUGAUCUGGGCCUGGGGCCUCGGCCCCCACCUGAGCCAGGUCCGCCAGACCCUACCGGUCUUCUGGGUCAGACAAGUGAGGCGGCCUUGGACCUGGCUGGAGACAGGACCCCAACCUCAGAGAAGAUGGAUGAGGGGCAACAGUCCUCAGGGGAGGACAUGGAGAUCUCAGAUGACGAGAUGCCCUCGGCCCCCAUCACCAGCGCUGACUGCCCCAAGCCCAUGGUGGUGACCCCAGGGGCCGGGGCCGUGGCAGCUCCCUCUGUGCUGGCCCCAACCUUGCCACUGCCCCCGCCCCCUGGCUUCCCACCACUGCCCAUGACGGUGCCCCCACCACCCCUGCCAGCCCCACCGCCUGGUGUCCCACCCCCACCCAUUCUGCCGCCACUGCCGCCCUUCCCACCAGGGCUGUUUCCUGUGAUGCAGGUGGACAUGAGCCACGUGCUGGGGGGCCAGUGGGGCAGCAUGCCCAUGUCCUUCCAGAUGCAAACGCAGAUGCUGAGCCGUCUGAUGACGGGCCAGGGCGCUUGCCCCUACCCCCCCUUCAUGGCUGCUGCAGCCGCAGCUGCCUCCGCUGGACUGCAGUUUGUCAACCUGCCGCCCUACCGGGGCCCCUUCUCCCUUGGUAGCACUGGCCCAGGCCGCGGGCAGCCCUGGCCACCCCUGCCCAAGUUUGACCCAUCAGUGCCACCACCAGGCUAUGUGCCCCGCCAGGAGGACCCACACAAGGCCACUGUGGAUGGCGUCCUGCUGGUGGUGCUCAAAGAGCUCAAGGCCAUCAUGAAGCGGGACCUGAACCGCAAGAUGGUGGAGGUGGUGGCCUUCAGGGCUUUCGAUGAGUGGUGGGACAAGAAGGAACGGAUGGCUAAGGCCUCACUGACCCCAGUGAAGUCGGGUGAGCACAAAGAUGAGGAUAGGCCGAAGCCCAAGGACCGCAUCGCCUCCUGCCUGCUGGAGUCCUGGGGCAAGGGCGAGGGCCUGAGCUACGAGGGACUGGGCCUGGGCAUCGGGCUGCGUGGGGCCAUCCGCCUGCCCUCCUUCAAGGUCAAGAGGAAGGAACCUCCGGACACGGCCUCAUCUGGUGACCAGAAGCGGUUGCGACCCUCCACCUCUGUGGAUGAGGAGGAUGAAGAGUCUGAGCGCGAGCGGGACCGGGACAUGGCCGAUGCCCCCUGUGAGCUCGCCAAGCGGGACCCCAAGGGCGUGGGUGUGCGGCGGCGGCCAGCCCGGCCCCUGGAGCUGGACAGCGGUGGGGAGGAGGACGAGAAGGAGUCACUGUCGGUGUCAUCAUCCUCAUCAGCAUCCUCGUCCUCGGGCUCCUCGACCACCUCACCCUCGUCCUCAGCCUCCGACAAGGAGGAGCGAGAAAGCACAGAGGAGGAGGGGGAGGGGGAGGAAGAGGGGGAGGAGGGCCCCAGGAGCCAGAUCUCCUCCUCCUCAACCUCAUCCAUGUCAGAUAAGGAUGAUGAUGAUGAAGACAGCGACGACCGGGAUGAGUCUGAGAAUGAUGACGAGGACACGGCCCUGUUAGAGGCGAGUGAGAAGGAAGAAGGGGACUCAGAUGGAGAGGAGACGGUGAGCAUCGCCACCUCUAAGCCUGGAGCUGAGUCCUCCAGUGAGAGUUCUGAGUCAUCUGACUUCGCAUCAAGCUCCGAGUCCUCUUCAUCAUCAUCAUCGGAAGAUGAAGAAGAGCUGGCAGCUGGGGAGGAGGAAGAGGAGGAGGAGGAGGAAGGGGAGGCAGCUGCAGACGAGAGCACGGCUCCCGCUGCUCCUGACGAGGACUUUGAGAAUGAAGUGGUCACAGGAGCACCCACAACGGAGUCACGGGGCCCAGAAGAGGAGGUGGACAUUGAGGCUGAGGAUGAGGCCCCUAAGGAGCGGACCCCAAUGCUGGAAGAGCCCCCCUUGCCUGUGAGUGUCGGGGAGCUGACUGGCUGCAAGGAGCCCCCCGAGGAACCAGGCCUGAACCAGGAAGGGGCCAGGUUGCUGUCUCCAGAACCCCCUGCAGGAGAGAUGGAGGCCCGGCCCCUGCCAUCCCCAGAGCCCACCCCAGAGGACAACCUGGAGGCGGAGCCUGAGCCCCCAGCGCUGCUCUCUUUACCGCUGCAGCCACCAUUGCCGCCACCUCGACCGCCCCGGCCACCCAGCCCACCACCAGAGCCCGAGACCCCAGACCUCCCCCUCCCACCCGUCCCUCUGGAGCCUACCCCCCAUGAGGACCAGCCUCCACGUACUCCGAGCCUCUGUGGCAGCCUGGGCAAGUCCCAGAGUGCAGAGGCGGUGCCGGCUACGCCGAGCGGGGAGCCUUUGCCGACGGUGGGCAGCGGCAGCCUGGCCCUGAGCUCCCCGCAGCUGCCCGGCAGCCCCUUCUCCUACCCAUCCCCAUCCCCCAGCUUGAGCAGCGGGGGCCUCCCAAGGACACCUGGCCGGGACUUUAGCUUCACGCCCACCUUCCCCGAGCCUGGGGGGCCCCUACUUCUGCCCGUCUGCCCCCUCCCAGCUGGCCGGCGUGACGAUCGGUCUGGCCCCUUGGCCUCCCCGGUGCUCCUGGAAACAGGCCUGCCGCUUCCUCUGCCCUUGCCCUUGCCCCUGCCCCUGGCGUUGCCCGUACCCGUCCUGCGGGCUCAGUCGCGGGCCCCCACCCAGCUGCCACCUCUGCUGCCUGCCCCUCUGGCCCCCUGCCCACCCCCCAUCAAGAGGAAGCCGGGCCGGCCCCGGCGAUCCCCGCCAGCUGUGCUCACCUUGGAUGGGCCUUUGGUCCGACCGCCAGGAGGGGCCACCCUGGGCAGGGACCUACUGCUUCUGCCAGGCCAGCCACAGACCCCUGUCUUCCCCAGCACCCAUGAUCCCCGGACCGUGACCCUGGACUUCCGGAACGCGGGGAUCCCAGCCCCCCCACCACCCACACCUGUUGAGCCCACCAAACUGCCCUUUAAGGAGCUAGAGAACCAGUGGCCCUCUGAGGCCAUCCCUCCAGGUCCCCGUGGGCGUGAUGAGAUCUCCGACGAGUUUAUGAACCUGGCCAAGGUGCGGGGGUCCUGGCGCCGGCCACCAAAGAAGCGCCACGAGGACCUGGUGGUCUCAGCUUCGCCCGAGCUCUCGCCACCGCAGCCUCUCUUCCGGCCCCGCUCAGAGUUUGAGGAGAUGACCAUCCUCUAUGACAUCUGGAAUGGUGGCAUUGACGAGGAGGACAUCCGCUUCCUGUGUGUUACCUACGAGCGGCUGCUGCAGCAGGACAAUGGCAUGGACUGGCUCAACGACACGCUCUGGGUCUACCAUCCCUCCACCAGCCUCUCUUCAGCUAAGAAGAAGAAACGGGACGAUGGCAUCCGGGAGCACGUGACGGGCUGUGCCCGCAGCGAGGGCUUCUAUACCAUUGACAAGAAGGACAAGCUCAGAUACCUCAACAGCAGUCGUGCCAGCACCGAUGAGCCCCCCACAGACACCCAGGGCAUGAGCAUUCCCGCGCAGCCGCACGCCUCCACACGGGCAGGCUCGGAGAGGCGAUCCGAGCAGCGGCGCCUGUUGUCCUCCUUCACUGGCAGUUGUGACAGCGACCUGCUCAAGUUCAACCAGCUCAAGUUCCGGAAGAAAAAGCUCAAAUUUUGCAAGAGUCACAUUCACGACUGGGGCCUGUUCGCCAUGGAGCCCAUCGCGGCCGACGAGAUGGUCAUCGAGUACGUGGGCCAGAACAUCCGCCAGGUGAUCGCUGACAUGCGGGAGAAACGUUAUGAGGACGAGGGUAUCGGUAGCAGCUACAUGUUCCGGGUGGACCACGACACCAUCAUCGACGCCACCAAGUGCGGCAACUUCGCACGUUUCAUCAACCACAGCUGCAAUCCCAACUGCUAUGCCAAGGUGAUCACAGUGGAGUCGCAGAAAAAGAUCGUCAUCUAUUCCAAGCAGCACAUCAACGUCAAUGAAGAGAUCACCUAUGACUACAAGUUCCCCAUUGAGGACGUCAAGAUCCCCUGCCUCUGUGGCUCUGAGAACUGCCGGGGGACCCUCAACUAGGCCGGCACCCGGGGUUGUCAGCCACCCCGGCUCCCAAGCGUGGACCCUGGCUCUCUGGGGCCGGGUCCCACCUCCCACCCCCAUUUCAGGUGCUGUCCCUCUGCCCAGUGGCCGUGCCAGGGCCUGGCGCCCCCAACACUACCCCCAGGUCCCAUCGCAGCUCCGGCCCCUCAGUGGGAAAGGGCUUCUUUGUCUCAGCCCGUGUCUCCUUCAUUCUUUUUUUUUAAAUGCUCCUUUUGGGACUUUGGUUUAACUCCGGUGUAAAUGUCUUCCCCCACCUUUUCCCCGUCAUCCGCCUCUUUCCUUCUGUGUUUUCUCGUCCUGUCCUGCCCCGUCAGCCUCUUCCCAUGAAUGCUGCUAUGUUGUUCUGUCUUCUUUUCUUUUCUUCCUCUUCACAAGAAAAGACAUUUUAACCAUUGAAAUGUGAAAGCAGAAUCAGAGAGUGGGGUCCCCCGGCGGGGGCUGCAGAGCCUCAGUUUGAUGUGCGUCGGCCCAGGCCCACGUUCUGGAACCCUCCAGGCCCGGGCGCUAGGCCAGGUGCUGCAGAGGAGGGGGUCAGGCCAGGCGGCUUUGACCUCAGAACACUACGGAAGGCCCCCUCUCUGCUGGCGGACUCAGUGAGAAGACCCCCCCUCUUUCCCAUCCCCUCCUCAGUCUGUUCCUUCCCCAUCAGUCUGGGGGUGCCCCCCCCAACGCCCUCCAGCAGACCGUGGUGGAGCCAAGCUGGCCCCAGGAAGGAGUUUCCCCUCCGGGGCUCUCCGUGCGGCCCCACACCCGCCAUCCCCCAAAUCUUGGGUUCAAUGUUUACUUUCUCAUUCGAAUGCCAGCAACGAGGGAGCCUCCAGGAGGUCCCAGUGUGGGCAGGGGGUGCUGGAAGGGGGUGUUUACUCUCUCCGGCCCUCACCUUCACCCAGGGAGAGAGAUACACCUCCCAGGGAAGGCGGGUCCCCCAGUCCCGCCACUACGGGUGUCUGACCGAAUGCGUGUGGCAUUUUUUUUUAAUUUGCUUAUAAGCUUCACCUGCUCACCCCCAGCCCAUAGAGCCUGACUCACCCUGCCAGCAAGCCCUCACCCCAGGAAGUCAAGAGCAUAUUUAUUUUCGGAGUGAGAAGAUGCAUUUCUCCCAGAGAAAGGAAAAUCUUGGAAAAGAUUUAAAAACUCACAACUAAGUCUGACAGGUUUUUUUUUUAACCCUUUACAUCAUCCUCUUCCAAGUUCCUUUCCAUGAAUUUUUUUUUUUCUUGUGCGUGUAUAAAAUCAAAACGAAGGGAAAAAAAAUAGGUUUUUGAAGUUCAGAACCGACUUCUGUACAUAGGCUGCCAUAAAGGACUUUUUCUCGGGAACAUUGUUUCUUGUAGAAACACGUGGGAAGACUUUUUUGCUUAUUUCUUUGUACUUCCAAAAAAAACCACACACACACACACACAAAGCAAGUCCCCCGCACCCCAGAAAGCAAAGCAGGCGUGUAAAUAAUUUAUGGAAAGUGACUGCUGUGACCAAGAGUCAUCCUCAGCAAGACGGGAGCGCUCCCGCUGGGGCUGCGCCACCCUGCGGAUGCAGGCCCGGAGCCUCUGGUAUCUCAGCUUGUGUCAAGCUUGUUAUCAUGUAAAUUCUGUACAAAGAAUUGUUAUUUUUUUCUCUCUCUUUUUUUUGGUCGUUGGUGGUUUUGUUGCGUUUUUCUUUUUCUUUUUUUUCUAAUUUCUUCACCCCAAUGCCUCUCUGUUUGAGACUGUGCCCACUGGUUUCAAGGUCAAUGAAAUCGGUGGCAUGAAGACACAGAGGGGGACCUGGGUACAGCGGCAACCUUCUCUUCCUUUUGCGGUUUUCUGCCUCAUUGUGCAACUGAGGAAAUAUUUAUUUUUCACAUGAGGAAAUGUGUAGUUUGUAGAGAUGGCUGAUUUAAGUUACUUCUGCAGUCCCCAAGGGGCUGGCUUCAGUCUAUCCCUUCCUCCCAUAAAAGAAGUGGAGGUAGGGGGUGUGAGGAAACCAGGGUCCGGGGUCCUGCCUCACCCCUCACCCUGGCCUCACCUUGCCCAACCAGCCUUCCCUAAGGGCAAGUAAGGGCCUGGGCCCUCCCUGUCCGCAGGAACCCCUGUCCCAUCCCUGAAAUGGCUUGUGAUAGCCAGAAAUGUGUCAAGUCAUUUUUCUUUCAAUGCCUUCAUUCUUACUGAACAAACUUGCUUUUCAAGAGUUGGGGGUUUCUGCUUUUUCUUUUUCUUGUCCCUCCCUCCCUCCUUUCUCCAGCCAAGAAGAGAAUCCAUAAGUUUUAGGGAUGUUUGUGCAUAUAGACUCUCAUCGUAUGUAACUUGUUUUGAAGAGAAGUGUUUCCGUUGUGGGUGUGUCUUGCUGUAAAUAUUUGUUCAUAUUUUUGUGAAUUCAAUACUAUGUACCAUUGUAUUAUAGUAACUUUUAUAAAGCAAACCAUAAAUAUACUGACUUUUCUUACAGAUA